Rhagoletis pomonella (apple maggot) is the source of this 1209-nucleotide messenger RNA. RefSeq lists its product as uncharacterized. Lineage: Eukaryota; Metazoa; Arthropoda; Insecta; Diptera; Tephritidae. The transcript is spliced from 2 exons. The record is from RefSeq and is a predicted model, not a curated record. The coding region runs from base 210 to 626 and encodes 138 amino acids.
AAACAUGUACAUCUACUUAAAAUAUAUUUAAUCUGAUUAAAAUACACAAUUUUGCACUUGCUUUAAUUUCUGAAAACUACAUUUAAAACUCUUUUACCCUUUUUAAAAAUUAAAAAAAGUUUGAAUGCAUUUGCUAAUACAUAGUAUAUUCUAUUUUCUACACUGUUAUGUCAUCUCCAAACAUUUCUUUUUUUUAAAUUCCUAUAGGAAUGCAAAAUCUGUCAAUUUCCUGCUCAUUGGUCUGUCUAAUUAUACUGGGUAGCGCCGCCUUGGUAGGAGCUUUCGGCGUUUGUCAACGACAAAUUAGCGCCAUACUAAUAACAGGCGUCAUGUAUCUGCUGGCGGCACUGUUUGCGCUCUUCACACUCAUGAUCAUACAUUUCAAGCGCCAACAAGGACGUCCCAUGCUAGACAGCGACUAUGAUGGCACCGUCGAUGGUAUUGUGGCGCGUCCGGGCGGCGUAGCCAUAAUGGCCAAACCACUAUUGGGCGCACGCAUAUUUCUGACAUCAUGGAGUUUGGAUUUGGGCUGGGGCGGUGUGGUACUAUGCGGCAUAACAUCGGUGCUUUGGAUUUUAUUAUCGAAAAUUAUGCGUUACAAUCCAUUUUCAGCACUAAUGAUUUAGUUGCCGGUUGAAGUCUACACCUAAGUCAGUGGACUAGGUGAGGAAGAUGAAUGAUGCAGAGGCGGUAAUAAAUUGGUGCGCAUUUCCUAAGGCAACGCAUACAACAACACAUUCAGUGUGUAUGUGUUUGGUAAAUGUCAAACGUUUUAUGUACCUUAAGACGCCCUUUCAAGGCGGUGCGGAGAAUGGCGUAAUUAUCAAGCAAAUAAUACAGUUGUAGGCAUUAUAAAUUGCAAUAUGUACAUGUAUGUACAUACAUAUAUGUAAAUAUGUAUGUACGUACAUAUAUAAGCUGAUUAUGCAUAGCAACUUAUCAAAGUAUGCAUUAUUUUUAGCAGCUAAAAAAAAAGAGUAUGUACUGUAAAUAGCUUAUGAAACGUCAUGCAAAAGUUUACACCUUUAAGAAUAUACUAUGGGGCUGUUCAGGAUGUUGUGGAAAUGGUCUUGGAUUUGCAGUUGGAAUUGCAUUUGCAUUUGAAAAUUUUAUGCAACGAAUAUGCAAAUGCAGAAGAUCCUGAACGGCCCUUAUGUAAUUUAUUUCUAAUGCAAAUUUACAAGCAAAAAUACUUUUAGUUGGUUAGUA